Molecule: messenger RNA, 1464 nt
Organism: Cladocopium goreaui
Lineage: Eukaryota; Dinophyceae; Suessiales; Symbiodiniaceae
Source: the annotation of a GenBank genome assembly
GCAGGUUUUGAACCAGCUUGUGAGUCAGCGACCAACUGCUAGGUGUAUCAGGGUGCAUCAUGUCGGGCUACCGCCAGGACCGUGACAUCUCGGGCCAUACCGCCAGGGCCCCCCGGCAGCAGGAGGUGAAGGCGCCUAUCCGCUCAGCCCUGGUGACCGGUGGGGCAAGGCGUCGAAACUUGGAGAAGAGCGAGGUCACGGCGUUCAUGCGAGAUAUUGGACUUCCACAAUAUGCCGAGGUGCUGCGAGAUCAUGGUUUUGAGGACAUGGAGACCUUGCUUGGGAUCGAGGAGGAACAUAUGCGGGACAUUGGGAUGCCAGCAGGGCAUAUCGUGAAGCUGAAGCGACAUCUGCGAGAUGCAGACAAAGUUUCUAUGGGAGGCAUGAACUCAAUGACCCAGAUGCAAGUUGCUUCUCUGGCCCGGCCACUCCAGGCCAAAGGCUUUUCACCCAGCCAGUCCAACAUGACAGCGGUGCAGUUGAGCUGGCAGCAGGUGAAACAGCUCGGCACAGAUGUGGUCGGUGGCCUUUUCUACAAGAAGUUCUUCAUGUUGGAGCCCUCUGCCAAGGCCUUGUUCCCAAUGUCCAUGCGCUUGCGCUACAAGGACUGGGAUACUGAUGAGGAAGAAGGAGAAGAUCCUUCCAAUUCCCCGGCACUUCGCAAGCUUUGGGCAAAAUUCAUCACGGUGGUUGGCAGUGCAGUUGCUGGAAUCCAAGACACAGCAAAGUUGGUGCCCAUGUUGCAACAACUGGGCAUGCGCCAUGUUGGAUAUGGCCUGAAGCCAGAAUACUUCGACCUUGCUGGAAAGAUUCUCAUCGAAGUUCUGGCGGAGUGGCUGGGGGAAGGCUUCACCAAAGAGGUGGAAAAUGCCUGGGUCAUGGUGUCUGGCUUCAUGGUUGCCACCAUGCAUGGUGGUUACCUGAUGGCCGCAGCCGAGUUGAAGGCCAAAGAAAAGCAAGUCUUUGUGUCAUCGCUGAAAGAUUAUUCACCUCCAGCUUCCACUGCUGGCAGUGAUUUUGAGAGCAAAACCUCCCGCCAGGCCACACCUGAAGAUGAGAUCAAAGAGGAUCAAACCUCUGAUCGCGGCGACUCCCAAGUUCUCAGCUUCCAUCCAGAGGGCUGUGAGUCGAUGGCCUCACCCUGAUGACUGGGCCAAAAGCGCUGCAGGUUGGUGGGUGACUUUGCUGGGGUGUAUCCUAUCAAGCGUUUCCAAACAUCAACUGACCUGCACCGUUUUCCAGCUCUUGCGGCCCUAUGGCAGUCGGCGCUUACAGGAAAGACGUGCACCCCACCGUUCCGAGAGCCGUCUUGCGCCUUGCGCACAAUUGCUUUUUUCUUUUUUGUCUAGGAAAUGACUUGUUUCGAGUGCACGGGCUGCACAACGUGGCGCUUCUGUUCACUCUUGUAAAGAUCGGCAUAAGAAUUGAAGCAGGGAACAUCGGAGAAAACAUGUUGCUGCUCAG